Molecule: messenger RNA, 2441 nt
Organism: Misgurnus anguillicaudatus (oriental weatherfish)
Lineage: Eukaryota; Metazoa; Chordata; Actinopteri; Cypriniformes; Cobitidae
Product: 4-galactosyl-N-acetylglucosaminide 3-alpha-L-fucosyltransferase 9
Cellular component (GO): membrane
Molecular function (GO): alpha-(1->3)-fucosyltransferase activity
Source: RefSeq, a predicted model, not a curated record
AUAUGGCACACGUCUAUUAAGGAAACAGGAUAAGAAUCGGAAACAUAAAAAAGAAAUCUAUGAGAAUAAUCACAUCAGCAACCACAGACCAUUAAUUGUUCUCAUAUCACAACUACAAAACAAAGUCAUACAAGUUUGGAACAACAUGAUGAGUCAGGUGAAAUGAUGUCAAGCAGAGUUGGCAGCUUUGCCCGUCCCCAUCUGCGUGGUGUCUUACUGCUAAUGUGUCUGUUUAUGAUCUCUUGCCUGUUCAUGUACGACAGCUCGUCCUUCAAUUGUUUCUUACGCCACAAUGGACCAAUCAGAUCGGAGCAAAAAGAGGUUCUGAUUCUCAUCUGGCUCUGGCCUUUCAACAAAUCGUUUGACCUAGACGCCUGCAAGUCACAGUUCAACAUAGACGGCUGUCGCCUCACGGCGGAUCGUGAUCUGUACGACAAAGCAGAUGCCGUCCUUGUACAUCACAGAGACAUUAUUUGGGACUCCUCCAAUUUGCCCACAUCCCCUCGUCCUCCGCACAAGAAAUGGAUUUGGAUGAAUUUGGAGUCGCCAUCAAACACGCAACAGAUCCCUAAUCUGGAUAACCUAUUUAAUGUUUCGCUCAGCUACAGACAGGAUGCAGAUAUCACAGUACCGUAUGGGUGGGUCGUUCCAACCCAUCAGGAGUUGAAUCACUUCAUUCCCCCCAUGAAGGACAAAAUGAUCUGUUGGAUUGUCAGUAACUUUCAGUUUUACCACAAGAGGGCACACAUAUACCAGGAGCUCCAGAGGUACGUGGAAAUCCACACCUUUGGUGCCGCUUUCGACCAACCUGUUUCUGAGGAGAGUUAUCAGGAAAUCCUAUCCAGCUGUACAUUUUAUCUUUCAUUCGAGAACUCGGAGCACAACGACUACAUUACUGAAAAACUCUACAACGCUUUACAGCUCGGUACUGUGCCUGUGGUACUAGGCCCAUCUAGGCAAAACUACGAGCGUUUCGUCCCCCGUGACGCAUUUAUCCACGUUAAUGACUUUCCUUCUGUGAGAGCUCUGGCGAAGUAUCUGCUUCUUUUAAGCAGGCAUGAGACGCUGUACAGGCGGUACUUCAACUGGAGGCGACAUUUUGAAGUGAAGAUCAGCUCUUUUCCUGCAGAGCAUGCUUGCUACAGCUGUGAUUACAUCAGACGACACAAAGAGUACCAAGUGCUUACCAAUCUUUAUCAGUGGUACUGGGGUUUGAAUGGAGAAUUAGAUGAGCCAUGGUUUAGGUCAAAAGACAAUGUAAGACUAAAGAAUCAGAAUUUAAAUCAAAUAGACUUUAAUUGAUUCAUCAGUUUGAUCCAUGUUGUAAGUAAGAUUAUUGAAGCAGCUUUUCAAAAAAAAUUGUUUUUCCACUAAUAUGUUUCAAGCAAAUUUCACAAAUAUGGAAAUUAGGUAAAUUAACAAUGUUAAGUAAAUGAACACUGUAAAAAUAUGUGAUAUCUACUUUAAAAUUUUUAAACAACAUUAUAUAAUAUUUUAUAUAAUAAGUACAGUAAUAUAUAAUAAGUACUUUUUAAGGCUUACUUCUUUAAUAAUUUACUUCAUAUUUAUUAUUAUAUACCACAUUAUGAUGAGCAAGUAAGAAUAGACUGGUCUUUCUAAGAAAGGAUGUGUUAAUUUUUUAGUCAUAUUAUAGAUGGUUUCAUCGGUUGCAUGUGCGAUGAUGCGAUUACGCGUCUGGUCAGAACUUUAAUUCCGGCCUCAUAUUGUUUAAUGGUCUGACUAGUAAACUGAACUCCUAAACAAAUACCUCGUUGAAAAUAACAAUUCCUAUGCAACCUAUGUGUUGUUUAUUUUAAAAUAAAAGUACUUUAUUGUUGUUGAUUCUUAGUGGAGUUUACCGGAAGUUACGUGUGUUCCACGAAAGCCAUUUGUUUAUGUUGUUACUGCUGAAACUGUCUAUACAUUAUGUGUCAUUUUGUUUUAAUUUUGUGUUCAAAUGAAACACAAGUUGUGUUAAAAGUGAUAAAAAAUGUGUUGGGUUGCACUUUUUUUUACAGUACGUGUACUUACCAUGUACAUAUAUGGUAAAUAAGUUGUACUUACGACAAAUGUGUUGUACUUACUUUUAGGUAUCUACAUGGUAAUUAAUUGGUAUCAUUACUGUACUUACCAGUAGUACAUACUUGGUAGUUAUUAUGUAACUCUAGGUAAGUACUGGGUAAUAACAUAUACAUACGUAUAGUGUAAGUAUACUGUAAAUAACGAGAAACAUACUGUACUUACAAAUAAAUGUACAAUAUAAGUAUUUAGUAUUUAUAGGCAAGUUAGAUUUAUAGAUGACAGGUAUUUAUAGUGUACAUAUUAUGAUAACUUAUAUCAAACACUACUGUACUUACAAAUUGUAUAUACACAAAAUCCAUAACUGACUAUAAGUUACUGAAUAAACUUGACACUGUGGAGAGAAAUACAAUAAAAUGUUC